GUCGCUGGGAAACCAACAAGCGGGAAGCACUUUUCCCCUCUCUUCCUCGCUCUCCAGAUGCCCGGAAAAACACACGCAGAGGCUUGGCCAGUACAGAGGACGGGUCCUUCGGGUUCAGCUGAGUCUGAAAGGUGGCCUCGGAAGAGUUGAUGGGCUCCGCUCUCGGGCGAGGGCCCCGCGCUCCGCUCCUGCCCGACGCCUCUGCUGGCUCCCUCCAGGCGCUGAACGGAGCCCCACCCAGCCGGGGACUCUUCGGCGCUUGACGUGCGCGACAGCUACUUCGGACCCGCCGCUUAAGCCAGUUCCUCCCCUUUCGCUUUUGCCGGCGCUCAGGGUUGGGAGAGAGGCAGGCUGAGGCAAGCGGGAGGCAGAAGGGAGGGAAGCCCUUCGCGCUUCAGCCCCGCAGCCGGCCAGCCCGCCAAUCCGGCUGAGGAAAGACAAAACACCAGGAGUUUUGGUGGGAUCUUUCUCUGCUGACCGGCUCCCCUUCGGAUUCGGAAGUGGCGCUGAGCGGCCGGCAGGGCGGCGGGAUCAGCCACCCAAAGUUCAGAGUCUAGAGAAGAAGAGACAGCAGCUGCUAUGAUCCAGACACUGGGCUUCCUUCUGUUGCUGGCUGGGAAAGCGACUACAACUACUACUACCAAUCCCCGUGUGAAGUUUUCCUUCCAUGACCUGAAGAUGCGACAUGGGCUGCGCACCUAUGAGUUGGAACGCUCUUGUUGCUACAAUGCGCUGCUCCUGGAUGAAGAAAGGGGCCGGCUUUUUGUGGGGGGGAAAAACUACAUGGCAUCAUUGAGCCUGGACAACAUUAGCAAGCAUGACAGGAAGAUUUAUUGGCCCGCACCUGUGGAAUGGAGGGAGGAAUGCAACUGGGCAGGCAAAGAUAUCAAUGCUGAGUGUAUGAAUUUUGUUAAGAUCCUACAUCUCUACAACCGCACGCACCUGUACUCCUGUGGCACUGGGGCUUUUCACCCCAUCUGUGGCUUUGUAGAAGUGGGCCAACGUGUGGAGGACUCUGUCUUCAAACUCGGCUUCGAGAGCCUGGAGGAUGGCAAAGGCAAAAGUCCCUAUGAUCCAAAUCACACAGCUGCCUCAGUUCUUGCAGGUGAAGAGCUUUAUUCUGGUGUGGCUACUGAUCUGAUGGGCCGAGACUUCACCAUCUUCCGCAGCCUGGGAUCGAGGCCUUCUGUCCGCACUGAGCAGCAUGAUUCCCGAUGGCUCAAUGAACCCAAGUUCAUUGAUGUCUUCUGGAUCCCAGAGAGUGAGAACCCUGAUGAUGAUAAGAUCUUCUUUUUCUUCCGGGAAACAGCAGUGGAAGGAUCCCAAGGCCUGGGCAAACAGACAUUUGCACGCAUUGGGCAAAUUUGCCGGAAUGAUAUGGGUGGGCAGAGAAGCCUGGUGAACAAAUGGACAACAUUCCUGAAGGCCCGGCUGGUGUGUGCGGUACCGGGCAGUGAUGGGAGUGACACGCAUUUUGACCACCUUCGUGAUGUCUUCUUGUUGCCAACCAGGGAUAAGCGUAACCCAUUGUUGUACGCAGUUUUCACCACUUCCAGCACAGUUUUCAAAGGUUCUGCUGUCUGCGUGUAUCACAUGAAUGACAUCCGCAGAGCUUUCCUUGGUCCUUUUGCUCACAAGGAGGGGCCUAACUAUCAGUGGGUUUCCUAUCAAGGGCGGGUCCCUUAUCCCCGACCAGGAACGUGUCCCAGCAAAACCUUUGGCACCUUUAGUUCCACCAAGGAUUACCCUGAUGAUGUGAUCCAGUUUGCUCGUAACCAUCCAUUAAUGUAUAAUCCAGUACUGCCCCAUGGCCAAAGGCCUGUCUUCCUGCAAACCAACGUGGACUACAUCUUCACUCGCAUUGCAGUAGACCGAGUGGCAGCUGCCGAUGGACAUUAUGAUGUCCUCUUCAUUGGCACAGACAUUGGCACAGUCUUGAAGGUCGUCUCUGUGCCGAAGGAUUCUUGGCAAAAUAUGGAAGAAUUGCUGCUGGAGGAACUUCAGGUGUUCAAGGACUCCUCUCCUAUUACUAGCAUGCAGAUCUCAUCCAAGCGGCAACAGCUGUACCUGGGAUCCAGGACUUCCAUUUCGCAACUGCCCUUGCACCGUUGUGGGAUGUAUGGCAAAGCUUGUGCAGAAUGUUGCCUAGCGAGGGACCCCUAUUGUGCCUGGGAUGGCACCACCUGCACUCGAUACCUGCAGAAUACCAAACGGCGAUUCCGACGCCAGGAUGUGAGGAAUGGAGAUCCCAGUAUCUUGUGCUCGAGAUAUCCUCAGAAAACCAGUGUACCAGAAAAGAAAAUCUAUGGCGUGGAAGGCAGCAGCACUUUUCUAGAAUGUCUGCCUAAAUCACUGCAGGCCAAGAUUGUGUGGACAUAUCAAAAGUCUAGAAGUGACCCCCCGAAGGAGGUAUUGCUGGAUGAUCGGGUCGUCAGGAUGGAGCGGGGAAUCCUCUUGCGCAAUGUACAGCGCAAGGAUGCUGGCUUCUAUUAUUGCCAUGCAACGGAGCAUGGCUUCACCCAGGGUCUGCUGCACCUCCAGCUUGAAGUGAUCUAUGCACAGCAGGCUGACUCUCUCUCCCUCUCUUGGGAAGAAGAAUCCACACAACCUUUCCAUCGCAAACUUUGGUAUCGAGAUUUUUUACAAUUGGUGGAUCACCCCAAUCUCAGCACCGUGGACCAGGUGUGCGAGCAACUAUGGAGACGCAAGAGCCACCAGCCCAAGAAAAAGCCCCCUCCAUUGUCCCCUUUACUUAACAUCAAAUCCAAAAGUCAGAAGUGGAAACAUCUGGAGGAAAAGCGGAAAGCCCGCAGCCGAAGAACACAUGAAGUGCCCCGUGCAGAAAGGGCUCCUCGGAGCACAGAUAUCUGGUGACCUAUAGGAAGAUGGACUUAUCAAAAUCUCUGUGCUGGGAAGGGCCAGGGAAGCAGGGUGGGAGUAUGGGAAUAGGGAUGGUAGGAGAGAAAGCGCGGGAUCUUUUAUGACUUCUGUGUUUGGGUGGAAAGAACAUCCUUCCACACCAGCCCCAUACUCCUGGGUGCUGCUUCUUCUGUAGUUUGUAGGGGAACGUUGGUGUCACAGCAUAGCUGCUACUCUUCAAACCCUUGACAGAGAGCAACAAAACCUGGGGAAAUGGGGGAAGCUCUGUACUCCUGGCCUAUAUCCAUAAUACACAACCAAAGACGAGGGUAGCAGCCUCCGAGGACCAAUGCACCAGAGGCCACAUCCUAAACAUCCUGGACCAGGGAGAAGAAAAACAGGCAGAGUUCACUGGGAAAUACAGUCCUUUUCUGCAAGGAUCCAGUGGCUACCAAACUGUUAUGUAGGGAUCUGUAGCGCUCUUUAUUUCUGAAGCUUCCACUGAUAUUCUAUCAUCUCCUGACAAGGAGAGCACUUGGAUGCCUCUCACAAUGUAUCUGUCUCAACCCUGCAGGAGGAUGUUGACCCUCUUUCCUCUUCCUUCCUUACCCAAGCAUUAACUGUGCUUAAGUAGCCACUGUGUGCUCUGCCUCCAGAAAAACAACACAACCACUGAUGUAUUUAUUAACAGACUGUUGACUGAUGAAUGUAGUCCACCCUUGGGUGGCCAUCAAGAUUUAGCUUCUGAUGGAACAAACAGGGCCAUUCUUGCCCAGAGGACUUAGAGUUCAUUUGUGACUGAGAUUUCCUGGGCAUCAGCUUGUAUGAGAAGAUGUUUCAAGUUGUUGUGAUGGAGAUCAAAAGCAAAGGAACCAAACAGCAGAAAUUGCCCUCUCUCUUCUGUAUUCAGUCAAGGCCCCAGAGGAUUUUAUACUAGCCCGAGACCCUUUCUAGAGAAAGAGCAGCCCAAAGGAGAUUGUUGCUGUGAGCCACAGUUAGGAGGACACUACCUUGUUCUGGAAAACCUGCAGAUAUUGGACCUUGAUUAGGAACUGAUAGUGAUCAUAUUGGUAUGUGCAGAAAACCAGCUGCCCUGCUUUGAAUUGUACAGUAUGUCUCCCACUUUUCCUUCUAGACAGAUUAUCUUCCACCAACAUUAGAUUCCUAGGUAAAUCUCUGGUUGGGGAUGGGAGCUGCUAACCCCUCAGAGCUCAACUGUAAUUCUGAAAAAAGGCUCAUUUUCAAGCCUGUUUUGGAGCAAUUUGUGUGGCAUUCAGAAAGUUCACACCAUUCUCAGCCUAUUGCUUACAUGGAAUAAUCUGCCUUUCAAAAAAAAAAAGCCCUGAUCAUGCUUUUGUUUGUUAUCCUGUACAAAAGCAAAUUUUAAGAUGCAGGGACUGAUGUGAAAGUGAUGGCAAGCUGGAUUGAGCUGAGAUCUGAGGUCCAAGUCUGGAAUACUCCAAGCACACUGGAAUUGGGUGGACAAUAAAUUUUGAGGGGGGGGGAAGAGAGAGAAAAAUAGGGGGGGGGGAUAUAAGCAGUUUCUCUGGUGUAUACCAGCAAAGAUUGUGGCUAUUCCUACCUAAUCUAUAUGAGACUGGAAUGGACAAUUUCAAGGAAGGUGUGGAGAUUGAGUGAGUGUGGCACAAUGCUUUGAUUGGGCUAUAAUUGGAGAUACAACAGAACUAGUAAGAAGGUAUUAAAUCUGCACUGUAGAUGUGUAACAUUGAAAUGCAAAUUCCUAAAUCCAGUUUUUCAAUUUUACAUUCUUGGGUGUGUGAGCUGCCCCUAAAUUGUCCCAUAAGUGAGAAUAAUUUGAAAUAAUCAGGCCAUCUAAGCUUUGAUGAGUCCAGAGACAGUAAAAUGACUUUUCAUAAUUAUUUAUUUUGCCUUUUAUUUCUUUUGAGAGAUUUCUGCUGCUAUGUCUCAAAGCAUUUCCGCUCACCUAUAUUGUACGUAAAAUGUUUGGAAGUUGGAACAAAUUUCAUAUAUUCUACAAAUUGCUGUGCUGUGUUUUCUCUUUUUCCCUUACACAGUUUCUAAUUUUUAAAGUUGUUGUUUUACAAUGAAAUAAAGCAUUUUAAUAAUGCUUUAAAUGAUGAGACACAAACUGCGAAUAUGACUUAAAUGUGUUUUGAAAAUAGAAAUGAUUCCAAGAAUUGUUAGUUGUAUUAAAUGAUAAUAUUAUGUAA
This is a messenger RNA of Crotalus tigris (Tiger rattlesnake), 5051 nucleotides long. RefSeq names its product semaphorin 3B (gene SEMA3B). Gene Ontology annotation, molecular function: semaphorin receptor binding; chemorepellent activity. The transcript has 18 exons. Gene Ontology annotation, biological process: neural crest cell migration; semaphorin-plexin signaling pathway; negative regulation of axon extension involved in axon guidance. The record is from RefSeq and is a predicted model, not a curated record. The coding region runs from base 580 to 2874 and encodes 764 amino acids. NCBI's taxonomy places the organism in Eukaryota, Metazoa, Chordata, Lepidosauria, Squamata, Viperidae.